AUGGCGUGUAAACAGAAUUUAACGAUUAACGAAGUUUUGUGCUAUUUAUUUAAUAAUUACGAGUUUUUGAACAACGAUAUAUUUAUUAACAAUGCGUCCGACUUCUAUAGCUCGGAAGAAAUCUCGGCUGCCCUCAAACAGAUCAAACACGACGUCAAUCUCCUAAAGAUUGAUGUUAAUUUCGAUACACCACUUGGUCCUAAAAAGAAAGACAAAAGAGACAAACUACGCGAGACCAUUCGCUAUUUAGGGCUAGUCCGCGAAAAAAAAUUAUCAACAGAGCUUCCUACAUACGUUAGCUCUAACUUAUGGGUACCUAAUAACGACUCUAUUCUUAAAUUUAACUUCAAUGAAAUCAAAAACGACAUAUGCAAUAUGCUGCACAAUCAGCAACUCUAUCUAUGCAGCAUGCUGAACGCAGCCCCUCGAGUUCAUAAAAGUGAACUUAAUACCAACAACACCAACGUAAACAAUGUUAAAAGCUACUCGGUAGCAGCAGGACAAAAACACGCCUCGUACAGCUCGGAUACAUCAUUUCCCAAGAUCGUUCAUCCAGCUUCGUCCGUAAUCAGCACACCACCAUCUGAUGAAACCUCGAAGCAGGGAACCCAAUCGCUGGUGGAUCUCAACGUUGUAGCUGCUCAUGCUCAUUCUUCACUUUCAACUCCUAACAAUAACAUCAAUAAAAACAACUCUAAUUCCAGUGGCCACGAAGGCUCUUGGAGCACUGUUACUUCAAAAAAAAAGAGAAAAUACACUCUAAUUACUGUAGGUUCCAAACAACCUGGGUCCUUCAAAUUAUCUGCAGCUCCUUUGCCUCCCAAAAAAAUUGUUUUUGGGGUAGGUAAAUUGAAAAGCUGCGUCAAAGAAGAGAUCCUUGAACAUCUGGAAACUAUUGGACUGACCGCUGCAGAAAGCGUACCAGUCUUUAAAUUCUCUCCCACUUGUCCUCAACCUUCAACCAGUGAUCCAUCAACAAAAUUCCGCAUAACUAUUUUUAAACAUCAGGAGAUGAUUUUUACCAAUCCUGGAAAUUGGCCUAUCGGCGUGGAAAUUUACCCCUGGUUGUUUCAUGCUCGACCACAGCAUUUGAUAAAACCCACUACAACUUCACUACCAAAUCAUUAUCCUGUCGACCUACCAAAUGUUAAUACACCAUCGCUGGUCAACUCACAUCAGCAUGUAGAAAACACAGUUGAUGUAGCUUCCAUUUUAACUUCUUCGGAAGAAUCCACUCAGCCAGUCAAACAGUUAUCCUACUACACCACAAGAGAUCUACUCAACAUUCUAGAAGCCAAGUACAUCAACAAUCAUGAUCACCCUCUACCUCUACUUCACAUAAACAGCAGAAAGACAUGGCUGAAUGACGAAACCGCUAAACUAGUUCGUAUGAAUGAUUACAAUUUGGUUUUUAAAAAUAGGUCUGACAGAAUAGGUGGUGGAGUCGGAAUCUUCAUCAGAUCAGGCAUUGAAUUUUCUAUGAUAAACAAUUUUCUUCUGAACGACACCAUUAUUGACCUUCUUGGUGUCAAUUUAAAAUUAAACAACACACACCCACCACAAGACAAACAGUCUUAUUCGGUCUCCGCAUAUUCAACUUCAUAA
Molecule: messenger RNA, 1605 nt
Organism: Helobdella robusta
Lineage: Eukaryota; Metazoa; Annelida; Clitellata; Rhynchobdellida; Glossiphoniidae
Exons: 4
Coding region: 1-1605 (534 amino acids)
Source: RefSeq, a predicted model, not a curated record